Patella vulgata (common limpet) is the source of this 4085-nucleotide messenger RNA. RefSeq lists its product as uncharacterized. The transcript is spliced from 5 exons. The record is from RefSeq and is a predicted model, not a curated record. NCBI's taxonomy places the organism in Eukaryota, Metazoa, Mollusca, Gastropoda, Patellidae. Bases 131 to 2497 code for a protein of 788 amino acids.
GUGGUCUUGUUGGAAAAAGGAACAUUUGAUCAGCCGGUUUAUCACGUGAUGUCAACAAAUGUCGGAAGUGGGAUCGAAUUUUCACACGUGUAUUUUUGAUGAAAAAUAAGAUUUAAUUAAGAGAACCAAAAUGAGUGCUAAAGAUGAAGGUGGUGUCCAGGGUGCCAGCAACCAAAAUCAGAAAUCUAAUUCAAAAUCUAAAAUUUCACAACAGAAAGGACCAAAAAAAAAUGCUUCAGAUGUCAUUCCAACAGUCCUAAAGAAUUACCAGAAAGAACUACAGGAUCAAAUUAAUGAGGGUCUUCCUACAGAUCCAGAGGUCCUCAAACAAAUCUUUACCAAACAGCAAAUGCUUCUUGAGCUACAAACUGAGAUGAUGUCUCAGCUAGUUAAAACCAAUACUAAUGAAUCCGCUACUAGUACUACAGCUUCACAGGAAUCCAAGAAAGCAGCAGCUUCAAUGCCUUUUCCCAUGCCAAACAAGAGAUAUUCAAAUCAAUAUGGUUUUCAUGGAUUUGAUGUACCUGGACAGUCAAGACGUGGUCUUGGAGGCAGGAGGUUUAAUCAACAUGGUGCUCCAUUGAUGAGGAAUCAAGAUUGUUCGGCUGGAUAUUAUGACUAUGAUGAUUGUCAUGUAGAUGAAUAUCAGAUGUAUGGGGCAAGAGGUUAUGAUCCACGACAAUAUGGAUAUGAAUCACGUCACGGUUUUGGUUAUGGUCCUCGUGAAAUGAGAGGUGGAGAUGGAUAUGGGCCUUUCUCUGGUGGAUAUGGUGGCUAUGGUCCUUCUAUGGCAAUGGGCAGAGGUGGUUAUGGCUCGUCUGCCUGUCAAGGUGCUUAUGGGGGUGCUUAUGGAAGUUAUGAACAGUCAUUGGGAAAAGGUAGCCGAGAUAUGGUGAGAGAAAGAAGAUAUCCUUCAAAAGGACAAAAAAAGCAAGGUCUUGUGGAAUUCUUUAUGUCAGAUCUUAUAAAUCGACCUUAUGGAUCAUCAUUGCCCACAGAGGACCGAUUGACAAUACUCAAAAGAGAAGUUUUCAAGUAUGAAGAUUUUCCACAAGCAAUGACUGUCAUUGAAACCUCUCGACACAAUUGCCAAGAUGCUAUGAUAAGAACAAUUUAUGAAGAUGAAGCUUUGGCAGAUGAUAGGUUCCGUGGAUUUCUGAUAAUCAAUGGCAUCCUGAUAGCUGUGGAAGAAGGACGGAAUAAAGUGGAAGCAAAAGCUUUCUCCUAUUCUCAAGCCCUACGCUUGCUGAUCACCAAACCUAUAAGUUUCCUCUAUUCUAAUUCUCAACAACUUUUCAAUGACCAUAUUCAUCCCACGAAAAAAAAGACAGAAAAUUCCAUGAACAAGGAACGAUUGCAUUGGAUACUAGAAUCACUACAUCAUGGUGUUCACAGUUUAUACAAGUCCAGCGUGAACCGCGACUUUGAAGAAAUCGUGUAUGAGCUUGAGCUGGGGAUUACUCACAUCUACAGGCAAACUGAGAAGGGAUAUUCAUGUGAGCUGUACAUUGAUGAUCUUUUUAUAGCUCAAAAAGAUUCACCUAGAAAAAAGGAUGCUUAUCAAGAUGCACUAAAGCUAGCACGUGAGAAACUGUUUCUGAGUCCCAGUAGAAAUAGAGGUCUUCUCAACAAAGCUCUUCGACUCACAAAUGUCAACUUUGCAGAUGAGAACAUUAUUGAUGUGCAGUUUUCAGAGAACAGACAUCGCGUUUAUUCUAAUCUGGAAGAAUUGAAGAAGAAGGGAGUGUCCACAAAGAGUCUUGAGGAGGUGAAGGAUGACCUGGUGAUUAUUUUGCCAUUGGGAAGAGCAUCAGCAUGGAAUUGUUUGCAACAGACGGCUUUAGCUAAUAAUAUUUUCAUGGAGUUUGUAGAAAAUAAUCGUGGAAAUUGUAAAAGGUGUAUAAUAUACAUACAAGGUAAAUGUAUAGCUGACUCUAACAGUAAUAAAGAUGGUUCGGCUAAAAACGUUGCAAUGGAGAGAGCUAAAACAGUUCUAUUAAGAAAAUAUGAUACAUCUGUAGAGAUAGCACAAAUGGAUUAUGAAAAAGUAACUUUGACCUUUGAUGAGGUUAAGGAAAAGGCAGACGAACUAAAGAAAUCGGAACCCAAGUUAUUAGAGGGAGUUAACCCACAGGAGCAUCUUGCUGCCAAAGACGAUCCAGAGCCAGAUGAGAUGUCCCCGUGGAUUGAUGCCGUUUUACGCAACUUAAUUGAGCAAUACACAAAAACAGAGGGGUUGGAGGAAAUGGUUAUAUCCGAUCUACCAUCUUACCAUUCCCAACUUUUGGUAAAUCAAGCCGACACAAUGGAAGUUAUUGUGCAAUUAACAAGACGCAAGAAUGUGGCAUAUACCACCAUCCAAAAAGCCAUCACGAAAGACCUGUGUUCAAAAGAAUUCAUUGAUUAUGUUAUGUCUUCGAAAGACAGUUCUUCCGGACGUUACAAAGUUGUUAAACGAGAGACUUCAACGCCACAAGUUGAACCCCUCAAUAAUUAAUUAUUGUUUAACGAUUCAAUUAUACAUUUGGAUGUUGAAAGUUCAAAGAGAAAUAUUUCUAUUAUUAAUUUUCAUUUUCUAAUGGUUUCUCAUUGUUACAAUCGGAUGUUUCAAAAGCAGGAAAAAUAUCCAUGUCAUCAGUUCUGUAAAAGAUGAUUGUUAAAUGCUUACUUUCUUGAAUUUGACAAAUUUAAUAAAGAGAAAUAGUUCGUAUUCAGCUUGUAAAAACUGCAAUUUGAUGAACUUUUUAAUUCAUAUGGAUCUGUAGGGAUUCCUUUUUUUGUUUUCAUUUAUCGUUUAAUUAUUGUUCUUUUGCAUGUGCAUAGUGCUUUCUUUAACUUUAUUUAAGGAUAAAUCCUAAAAAUUUGUCGAUCAGUAUGAGAAAAAAAUCUUCGACUUUGUUUGAUAGCAAUCAGGAAAUCUUUAUCAGUAUUGACUAAGAAAUGUCUUUGUUUAACAUAAUGUUCAGGAUAACGUAUGACUACAUUAUAUAAUAUAUAUUAUUUGUUAUGUUUCAUUUUUACAACUUUGUGACUGGCAUCAACACCCCUGACUGGCAUCCACACCCCUGUUACUAAAACUGGCAUGAUUUGUUUAAAAAAUGGGGAAAUAACUGACCAGAAAGCCCAAUCUUAUUGUUUGAAUUCCAAAAUAGCUUCCAUGAGUCAUGUAUUGGCAGCAUCAAGGGCCACUUAUGUAAGUCAUUUCUAUAGGUUGACCUCAAUGGUCAAGAUGGAUAUCUGAAGGUAAUUGUUUAAAAUGUCUGUAGGCUGUCUGUCUUGUUGUCCUAAUUACAACAGGAUCUGAUCAACAAGAGCAUUAGUUUCUGUAAGAUGGGUUUCUGUAUAAGGGAGAUGCCAUUAUGUAACAACACUGUAUAUAAGUUUAUCACUAUACCACUUAUAUUGACAAUGAACCCCCAGUAAUAGCAUUAUACUGAAGCACUAAUGUAUAGUUUUGUUUAAUUUGGGUAAGAGUUCUUUUUUUAUAUAAUCACAUUUCAUAUGGUAGUAUAUUAUUGUUUCUCCUUCCGGACUCGACCAAAUUUGUUUUUCAAAUUUGUGUUCAGUAAGUCCUAUCGAAAUUUAGACCUUCCCAACAUUUUUUUUAGCAGAUUGACUGCCCCUGUUGCCAAAACUCUGUAAACUCUUUACAGGUCAGAGUAGGUGUGAUCAUUUUUUCAGACUUGGUGAGAUUGUUUGGCUAGUUGUGAGGAUGUUUGUCAAACUUAAAGAGAUUGUCUGACCAGUCAUUAUUCAGACUCGCCAAUCAAUUUUAUAAGGGAUUAUCGAAAAACUUAAAAGUUACUGUGUUACCAUCAAAAUUCUUAUGGUAGGCAUAUAUUUGUUGGCUGACACUGUUUAUAUUUCCUAAUACUUUUUUUUCCUCUUCUUGUAGAUAAGGUUUAUGAAAUGUGUGUUUUUGAAAUUCCUGUCCAAUCUUGUAAUAAGUAUUAAAGUAUCUGCAUGUAUACUUGUGAAAAGUUAGCGCCAAGAUUAACGAUUAACUUUGUCAUACUGGCUGUAUAAUGUAUAAAUUCUCAAAGAGUACAUUAAAAAUAAUUUCUUUGAAUAGUUGUACAAAACUA